AUCACACACCUCCACCUCCGGCACUCCUCCGAUCUCCGUUUCACCACCGAGCUUGAACCGAAGGAAUUUCGCCAACUACUAUGUAGUCUUUCUUAACACUAAGGGUCUACGAGUCUGCCGUGGUUUUGAUACCAAGACUGAUAUCAGAGAAAGCUUAUUGUUUUGGUUAAUUUUCUCGUGGAUCGACCAGCAACCAUGGACGAAACACUCGGUCGUCUGCUCGACCGGUCCUGGGACUUGUUCCUGAAAACGCCCGAGGACACGCGAUUCUUGAUUGCCGUUGGCGGCAUUCCCGGUUCAGGCAAAACCACCCUCUCCAAGCGCCUCACGGCCGCGCUCAACGCCCGGCACGCGGCCCAGUUCCCCGGGCGGCCCCCCGUCGCCGUGUUCGUGCCCAUGGACGGCUACCACUACACGCGCGCCCAGCUCGACGCCAUUCCGGACCCGGCCACCGCCCACGCCCGCCGGGGGGCCGAGUUCACCUUCGACGGCGCCGCCUUCUUGCGGCUGGUCCGGCGCCUCAAGGAGCCGCUGACCGACGGCUCGCCCACCGUCCUGGCCCCCUCGUUCGACCACGCGCUCAAGGACCCGAAGGAGGACGACAUCGCGGUCGAGAGGACGCACCGCAUCGUCGUGCUCGAGGGCAACUACACCCUCCUCAACAAGCCACCCUGGUCCGACGCGGCGUCGCUCUUCUCCUUCACCGUCUUCGUCUCGGUCCCGCGCGAGGUUGCCCGCGCUCGCCUGGCGGCGCGCCACCUGGCCGCCGGCCUCGUCGCCACCCCCGAGGCCGCUGACCGCCGCGCCGUCGAGAACGACCUGCCCAACGGCGACGAGAUCCUCCGGCUGCGGAUCCCCCGCGUGGAUGAGGUGGUCGAGAGUCGGGAAGACGGCGGGUGGGCGAACUAGCCCGAGGAGAAAGGGGAGGGAGGGAUUUGGCUCAUCACCAUUUUUUUCGGUUUUGUUGACCGCGAGCGACCUUUGCACAGGAGACUCGUCAUGGUCAAUGAUGGGGCAUGCUUCACCAAAUUACCCACCACCCGCCAUUGUGGAAUAGCUUCUCGUGACGCGGGCCCGCGGAUAGAUCAUGCUAGAAAAAGGAAGGAUGAAGCCAAAGAUAGUGCAGCGAAUAUCCGUCCUCUGCGUGGGUAGCAUUUGGUUACUCAACAGUAUUAACUAAACCAACAAAGACGCGAACUAUCCGUCUUUCCUACUACCUACACACUCAGUUUCCUUUUAAAUAGCUAAUGCCUG
This is a messenger RNA of Thermothelomyces thermophilus ATCC 42464, 1254 nucleotides long. RefSeq lists its product as uncharacterized. The record is from RefSeq and is a predicted model, not a curated record. Lineage: Eukaryota; Fungi; Ascomycota; Sordariomycetes; Sordariales; Chaetomiaceae. The transcript has 5 exons. Bases 196 to 909 code for a protein of 237 amino acids. Gene Ontology annotation, cellular component: cytoplasm. Gene Ontology annotation, molecular function: kinase activity; ATP binding.